Molecule: messenger RNA, 1063 nt
Organism: Papaver somniferum (opium poppy)
Lineage: Eukaryota; Viridiplantae; Streptophyta; Magnoliopsida; Ranunculales; Papaveraceae
Exons: 4
Coding region: 191-523 (110 amino acids)
Source: RefSeq, a predicted model, not a curated record
GUCCUUUUUUUGGUUACUACCCCAAAAUGCCCUCCAUCUUCUUUUCCAAAACGCAGUGAUUUCUCUCCUCUUCAGUUCCAUCACCACCCAUCGUUACCAUCACCGCCACCAACACCGUCGCCCCCACCACUAUCAUCAUCACCAGCAUCACUGCCACUAUCCUCAUCACCAGCAACACCUCCACUAUCUUAUGCAGUCAUUACCAUCACCGCCACCACCACCAAAUCUGAUGAACCAGAUGAAAAUUCAUCCUAGAGCUUCCCAUGGAAGUUAUUCACAGGACAUAAGCACUCGACUUCCUGUAGUUCAAGUUCUACUCAUUUGCACUGACGCUUGGGGUGGAUACUUGGAUUCAUAUGGUGGCAGUUGCACCAAGCCGAGAAUGGUAUUACGUGGGCAAGGACCACAAGGGGGUUCGCCCACGCCAAUAUGUGACCAAUGUAAGAAACUUAAAGAGACAACACAUUUUGAAUGCAGCUUGGGCAGAAAAAAAAAGGUGGAUCAAAGUUGUCCGCAAAUUUGAAAUGAAAUUUUUGGCGUGGAUAGCAAAGCAUUGUAUGGAGGUCGUAAUCCAAAUUGAAUCUGAAACUGGGUUGCUGAGAGGGAGUGUUGGACGGAUAAAAUGAAAGGCUCUUACCGAGUAAAAGCUACUAUUACCACUGAAUAGAAAUUGCAGGUAUAGCUGAUAACAUCAAAUUGCAGGUAUAGCGGAUAAUGGAAACCUAGAACACCCAUCAUUUGUUGACGUGCAUCGCACGUGCAUUCUACUUGUCAUUAAUAGUAGCACUGAUUUCCUCAACAGUAGGAUUAGAUACCAAAAGAGAAUUCAUGUCUUCUGAAAUGAUAGGCUUUACAUCUUUUAGAGCCUCUUCAAUAUCAGAAUUAUUAGGGUUCGAAGAAGUAUAAAUGUUCUUGAAAUAAUGAGAAAGGAGAGUCAGAGCUUGUUCUCUGUUUUCUAACCAAUUACCUUUCUCAUCUUUGAUAGUGUGUAUAGUGUUAUACAUAUUUCUGAGUUUGACAGUAUCCAUGAAAUAAUUGAGUAUUCUUAUCAUAAUGAGUAAAA